This is a messenger RNA of Solanum dulcamara, 1384 nucleotides long. Its product is annotated as cocosin 1-like. Gene Ontology annotation, molecular function: nutrient reservoir activity. Lineage: Eukaryota; Viridiplantae; Streptophyta; Magnoliopsida; Solanales; Solanaceae. The coding region runs from base 80 to 1171 and encodes 363 amino acids. The transcript is spliced from 3 exons. The record is from RefSeq and is a predicted model, not a curated record.
AGCAUAGAAUAAUAUUUACCUUAAAGGUUUAUUUUGUUAUAUAGUUUGAGUUUGUGUUUUGCGAAAAAAAAAUAUAUCUAUGGAUUUGAUAUUGGCAUCGAAAAAAGCAGAUAAAACGAUAGUGGAAGUUGAAGGAGUUGGUGGAUACUACACUUGGUCAAGCAGCCAAUUUCCUGUUCUUAGCCAGAAAAAAGUUGCUGCUGGAUUAUUACUUCUUCACCCUCGUGGAAUUGCUCUACCUCACUAUGCUGAUUCCUCAAAAAUUGGUUAUGUUUGUGAAGGUGAGUGCAUUCUUGGACUGAUCUCACCAGAAGAUUCAAAAGAGGAAGUUAUAAAGAUUCAAAAAGGGGAUACCCUACCAGUUACCGUGGGAGUAACUUCAUGGUGGUACAAUGCUGGUCAUGACUCAAAACUCACAAUAAUUUUCUUGGGAGAAUCAUCUGAAGAAUACACACCUGGAGAAUUCUGUUAUUUCUUUUUAACUGGAGCCGCUGGUAUUCUAAACGGAUUCUCUAAUGAUUUAAUUGCUAAAUAUUUUCACAUGAACAAAAAUGAAUCUGAAAAACUAAUGAAAGAUCAAAGUAUUUUAAAUCUUUUAAUUAAGAUAAAUGAAGGUACAACUAUCCCAAAUCCAUCGAACAGCGCGAAACGCAAGUUGGUUUUCAACUUGGAUGAUGCAAAACCUUGUGUUGACGUAAAAAAUGGUGGAACUUUAUCUUCUGUAAGUGGUAAAAAUAUAGCGUUGCUUGAAGAGAUUGGAUUAAGCGCGAAUCGCGUUGUUUUGGAAGGGGGUGCUAUACUUGGUCCAAUUUUUACAGCGGAUAAUUCAGUUCAACUGAAUUAUGUAACGAAAGGGAGUGGACGUGUUGUAAUUGUGGGGCUUUUUGGUAAGGUUGUGUUGGAUACUAAAGUGGAAGAAGGUGAAUUGUUCUUUGUACCAAAAUUCUUUCCGUUUGUUGUGGAAGCUGAUGAAGGAGGAAUUGAGUUCUUCUCCGUGAAAACGUCGUCAAAGCAAGUAUAUGGAGAAUUAUCAGGUGGGAAAAAAUCAAUUUGGGAAGCAGCAUCUUCAUCAAUUUUAGAGGUAUCUUUAAAUAUGACUCCAGAUUUGACUAAGUCUUUCAAGGCCAAAAUUGCUAAGGGUGCAGUGAUUGCCCCACCUUCAACUGUUUAAGUAAUUAAUUGUUAGACGACAUUUGAGUUUAUUAAGUGUCUAAUAUGUAAUUCUAUUCUUGAAAAUAAAUUCGAUGACUAUCUUGUAUGAUUCGGGGGUAAUCGAUGGAACUCUACCGAAUAAUGUGUGUAAAAGAUUAUAUAUAUAGGAGCUUUUGUUUUAUAUGCUACUGUUGUGUGCCAGUAUGUAUAAUAUAUGUAUGUCGUCUUAAUA